Molecule: messenger RNA, 6592 nt
Organism: Pantherophis guttatus
Lineage: Eukaryota; Metazoa; Chordata; Lepidosauria; Squamata; Colubridae
Gene: SCN4B
Product: sodium voltage-gated channel beta subunit 4
Biological process (GO): cardiac muscle cell action potential involved in contraction; regulation of sodium ion transmembrane transporter activity; regulation of ventricular cardiac muscle cell membrane repolarization
Cellular component (GO): voltage-gated sodium channel complex; plasma membrane
Molecular function (GO): transmembrane transporter binding; sodium channel regulator activity
Source: RefSeq, a predicted model, not a curated record
AGGUUGCCUUCCCCUUUCCCCUCCCCCAACCGCUCUCCACUGGGCCAGAUGGAUUCAAAGCCAGCGAAUCUGAAGGGGGCUGAGAAUGGAAGUGGCUUUGGCUGUGGGGCAAGGCUCUUUGAAACUUAGGAUCAAUAACCUGAACCUCCUACUUUGGAUGGAGGGUCUAAAAGACUCCCGCCCCCACACCCGCCACUUUAUAGCAGGUUAAGUAGUUUGGGGUUCAGUACUUACACAACUCCUUGAAAGCCUCUCGGGUGCCGGGACAAAGGUCGAAACUGCCAUGAGCCGGCACUGCAGCAAGCAGCACUGGGGAGACUGGCUGUGGUGUUCCUGGCCCUCUUCGUCUGUCCCUCCCUCCCUCCAGAAGGGGACUGAGUUCCUUCACAAGAUGCACUUUAGGCCAAAGUGAGAGACUGAGUGAGGUCCCCACUGCCUCCCUCAGUCUUGGCUCCCUUUCUUAGCCGGGAGGCUGGGAAAGUUUCUUUCUCUUUCAGCCCUCAGCCAGAUCAGGGAAUCCGUCACCCCUUUGGGUGAGCAGAACUGCUGUCCCACUUGGAGGUGAAGGAGGCUCUCUGGAAGUACCUGGUCUCAGCUGUGACCCUGAAAAUUCGCAGUGCUGGUGGGUUGGGCCCGCUAACGUGGCAGAUCUGGCCACAGAAUCUUGGCACUAGGAAAGAAAGCCAGACUCCCAGGAAGGAGCAUGGACAUGCUACAGAUCCCGACCUAGUUGGUCGGGUAGCUGGCUACCCCAGAGGACAGGAGCUGGCUGAGGUUGCUGGGUCCGGCUGCCUUCUCUUCCUUGGAUGGUGGUGCUCCCCAGGCUGGCCCAGAUUAAGUUCUGCAGGGACCCAUCCAAGAAAUGCCGCUUGAGGCUGCGGGGGGGGGGGGGCGCCUGACUCUCUGUUCCUCCAUCCCUCCGGGGCCGAGAGUCUGCGACCAGAACGCUGGGAAGGAAAGAAACGGGGCCAAAGCUCUCCCUCCCGCAGAUUGUCUAGAGGUCCUUGCUGGAGUUACAAACCAGCUCUGGCCGCCCGGGAAAUCUGCAUGAUCCUUGGCUCCCUCUGGGGCAGGCCAAGGGCGGAUCAAGCCAGAGAUGCCACUUGUCUGCCACGCUUCGUAGGCGCCAGGCGGGCGGCGGCCUCUUUCCUGGAGGGGGCCCAGGUCUCCGUUGCAACACUUCGGCGGAGCAGGAGGCAGACGCGGGAGAUCGGCUCCGGACUCCUUCGGCCGGGAAGACGGAGGGUUGACUUAGGCCGUGUGUCCCUCGGGAGUCUGCAAGCAUUUUCCCUGGGCGGCCGGAGAGUGCGGCCUCGAUGCGCAUGAAGGGCUUCUGAGCAGGGCGGGUGCGCGCGCGCCAGACCCCUUCUGGUCGAGAGAAACUAUAAAGAACGGACAAUAAAAGUCCGCUGCCCCGACUCUCCUCCUGCCCUCCGAAGAGCCCAGAAACGCGGACCGUCUCCUAACCUGAAGGAGCCCGCUUUCUUGCCCGGUGCGAAAGAGAACUGGCUGGCUGUCCCUGAAACUUUCCCGCGCAUGGGUUGGGUCAGCGGGAAGAGGCCCUUCGAGGCUUGAGGCUGGGGAAGGGGAAGCGAUGCCGCGAGUGCGGAGCAGCCGGCGGAGGGGAGGCUGCAGCAGCAGCAGACGGCUCAAGCUGGAGCUGGGUGUCCCAGGGCAGCGGACGUCCGCAGAGGUUCUUGGGGUGUGCAAAACGCCUGGUCCUCCUCCUCCUCCUCCUCCUCCUCGGUGUCCUCUGGAGAGAUCCCGCCCCCGCCCCCCCGCGGAGGCGGAGAAACCCAACUCCUCAGCCUGGACAGCAGCUUCAAACCCAAGGACGAGCAGUUCUUCCGGGAUGCCCGGCCUUCCGCCUCCCGCGAAGGGAGGAUUGCGAAGCCAGCAGUUUGCUUCGCGUCAGCUGGGCGCGCUCCCGGGUCCUUCUAUUUUUACGGCCGGCGAGAGUGAGGGGGCACAAGCAGGGCAUGCGGCCGGCCGCCGCCGCGCACCUGCGAAGGCGGGGACAGGCGGAGAGAGAGGAUCGCCUUGGUGGCCAGAGAGCCAGGCCGCGUGCCCCUCCCCCUCCUGCGAGGGCCCAUUUCGGGCUCAGGGAAGCCACUGGGUUUCCUCGGUGAAGUCCUUCGCAAGAAUUCGCCGGCGCCGGGUCGGCGCAGAGCCGCAGAAAAUUUUACUGGUCCUUGGGGCUAAACUGCCUCCUCCCGGCUUCCUUCCCGGGAGGGGUACAAGCGGCAGAAAAGAACAGAGGAGCGUCGGAGAAACGGAGUAAGGCUGGGCUGCUGCGGCCCCAGGGAGCCAAGCUUCUCCGGCGAGCGCUGGGAUUCCUCUCCGGUGUUCGCUCUUUGAGCCCUGAGGCUGGCUGGCACCAAGCAAACGCCCCUUUGCAUGGAGAGCGCGAAUGCCUCCCUUCCUCUGGAGAGUCCUGGCCAGCUCCUGGCUGAAGUCCAGCCAGGCCCUCAAUGGGCCUAAGUUCUUGGCCUAGUGCCCCUGACUUUCUGCAAUGGUCACCCGCAACAAAGGCAUGGAAAAAGUAUUCCCCUCCCCCCAUGCAGUAAGAGCUGCUCCCCCCUCCCCCUAGAUUGCUGCCCGGAAUUUCUGGCACCUUUACAGCUUCUUUUUCUUUUUUCUUUUUUUCUUUUUUAUCUUUCACUGCACAAUCCCUGAGUCAUGAUUCUCUGGGAGCUUCAGAAGCUGCCACUACCGCAGCAUCUCCGCACCAUCUACCUGCCACGUCAGCAGAAGCUAGCCCGUGGCUCAGGAUGCCCCCAAGACUGGCAUCCUCUGCCCUUCCCCUUAAGACAGGAGCUUUUCCUUUCUUCUUUCCCUCAUCUCUCCCCCCCACUUUCUAUGCAACAUCGGAAGGGUUGUCUAGUUUGGAUGGCACUGCUCUGGCACAAGCUAGGCUGAGGGUCGCUCUGCUGAAACGGCCGCCAGCUGCUUCCCAGAGAGUGGGAUGUUGGAGCCCCACCACCUCCUGCAUUCCUGGACCGUGUGAGCUUUGAAUUCCUUCCCGAGAUGCCUGAAGCAGGUUUGGGCUUGGAGGACACAAGAAGCGUUGAUGGGAAAGGCCUGUCCCUAAAGCUAGCCUAGCUAAAUUGGCAGCAAAAGCCCAGCUCCCCAGAAGUGAAGGUAGCCCUUCCUUGAUCAGCACGAAGGCUUCCCUCCUGCUGCUUCAGCAGUGACUCUACCUUCGCAUGUGAGAAAAAAUCUUCUCUCUGCCCAAUUGCCGCUCCUCGCCUGGUUUUCCUGCUGCCCUUCCAUCCCCUGCUCCAUCCGGAGCAACCUUCUCAGCCCCCAAAUAUCCCACUGGAGAGAAGUUAGCUUCCCCACUGCCCCUGCGGGGGAUUCAGGGCCAAGCUGGGCAGGGCUUCCUUCCUAUUCUAGCUGCCUCGCCUACCCCUGGGGAGGACAGGCCAAUUUUUGCCCCCCAAAAGCACCCCUUGCCUAUCUUGCGUGGAAAUUCCUAAGGCCUAAUUCAGCCGCCUGCGUUGGUGGAACAGAGGAGGGAAAGACUCCGUCCCCGUCGGGGUUAAGUGCAAAGCAACCAAAGCGGGAGGGCUUGGCACGCCUGCUCCAGCCGUUUAUCCGGCGCUGCGGGCGGCAGGCGGCCAACGACCUUCGGGGAGGACGGUGCUGCUCCCCAGGCCCGGUGCGACGAGGCUGCGCGCGCCCUCCACGCCUCCGCGGGGGGCCUGGCAUCACCGCGGAGGCGGUUCCGGGAGUGUCCGCCUCCGCCUCUCGCUGCCGUUUGGGCUGCCGGCUGCUGGAAGGGGCGGCCCGUGCGCGGAGCCAGGAGCGGCAACUGCGGCGGUCGGUCGCGAAAGCAACUUCGGCAGUUGGAGACUGCGGCGUCAACGGGAGAGGAGAGAGGCGGCCGAGGAGUUGCCGAGAUGGCCGUGGACUGGCUGGGAGUCGCCUUGCUAGGACUUCAGUUGUGCUCUCGGACAGUGACCUUGGAGGUGUCAGUGGGCAAGGCACCUGUUAUUUAUGCCAAGAAUGGCACCAAUGUGCUACUGCCCUGUACUUUCAACUCCUGCAUCGGCAUUGAGAAAGCCAGCUUCGUAUGGAGCCACAAUCAGACCGAAAUAUUCAAAGGGGUUGUAAAGAACAAAGACUCCAAGCCAGAGCCUCAUCCAGAGUACAAGUUCAACCUUAAGCACAUAUUGCCACCUGACCUACCACUCAGCAAGGACAACCGGGAGUUCAACGUUUCCCUCCUAUUGCUUGAUGCUGACUUUGAGGACUCUGGGCCAUACACCUGCUUGGUCAAGAAUCCCAAAGAGAAGGAUGCCAACCACAGUGGCACCUUUACUCUCAAAGUGGUUGUGAUGUUGGAGAAGGUUGACAACACACUGACGCGGAUCAUUUUGUCUGUUGCGGGUGGCGUCAUUGGGCUCCUCAUCCUUAUCAUGCUGACCAAGAAACUGGUCCUCUUCAUUCUCAAGAAGACACGGAAACAGAAGGAGUGCCUUGUGAGCUCUUCAGCAAAUGAGAACACAGAGAAUGGGCUGCCGGGCUCCAAAAUGAACUCCAAAUCAGCCCCAAAGGUCUGACUCCAUGAGGUGCAGAUCUCUGGGGUCCAACCCUCCAAGUUGAUCUGCCGGACUCUAGCAAGGGCAGGAGAAGACCCUCUUUCAAACGACUGAUGCUUGAGACACAACUAUGUUACUCAACUGGCUGCAAACAAGCGCUGCUUCUUGGGAGAAAUUGCAGAGAUGGAUGGCAAGCCUGGCAUUGCUCAUGUCUGAAAGGUGAAGGGUUCUGGACUCAGGCUGAGCUUCAGUUUCAAGAAGUCCUGUAGCUGCAGGAAUGAAGUAGAUGGGCAUUAGACCAAAGACCUGGUUCUCCUUCUGACAAUCAAAUAUCAUCAGCAUUGGGGUGUGGGUUGGAAAUGCUGCCUUCCUUCCUCAGAAAGGUAGCGGAGAAAGGGAUGACUGAAAGGGCAGGGUGAGAAGCUGGAUCUGCUUUACCUGCAUCUGGAAACCAGUAGGUGCACCUCUGCUGAAUAUUGGUUUCUGUGAUGCAUUCCUAUGGAGAGGGAGGUGGGCUUUGCUGGAGCAGUGGCCUAUUGGAGGCCCAGUGGAGCCGAGUAUGGUUUCCUUAUCCUCUUUAGUGGUUCUUCAGUGCUUCAGAAUUGAGGGUGGCUGCAUCUGGACUUAGGUCUUUUUUCAGGUCUCCUCCUGGCAAGAGAGCAGAGCAGAUGUGCAGUGAUGCCUCGAGAGACAGGAACCAGGUGGUGUCUCCUUUGCAUGGUCUCAUGGUUUUAGGCUGUCCUUGCUCAAUGAGAAGCUGAUGUCCAAGCGCUCCCCUGCCAUGCUGCCGAUUCUUCCCCUCGGCUUCUUUACUUGCAUGCUCAUUCCCUGGUCUCCUUGCCAGGGAGAGGGGGCCUGCAGGAGCUGAGCUUUUUACCCAAGCAUGACAAGAGCAGCAUUUCUAAGGCCUUAUUACCGAAGCCCCUCUUGGCCCGAUUUAAUACCCCAAGGAGCACCUGCCCUGUCUGUUGCCCAGGUGAACAAGAUGCCAGAUUGGCCAGAUGCCAAGUCAAGAUGGUCGAGGAGCAGCUGCAUUCUGGUCAUCCUAGCAACCCUUCCCUUCCCUGGCUCCCUGCAACUGGCAGCCUUUCCCAGACGACCAGCCAGGCCAAAAGAUGCCCAGAGACCUCAUGCUCUUCUUGGCCAGACCGUUUCCCCAUCCAGCUUAAUUUAUGGUGCUCCUCUGCCGGAGGCAACAUCUUUAGGUUUUCUUAUUUAUUCUGAGGUAUAAUUUCAGGGGGGGGAAAGAAAUCAUUAACAGGUGUAGCUGUUGUGAUUGUAAAAGAUAUGCCCCCCUCCUAUACAUACAUCAACUACAUUCACUAUCAAACCUAUGAGAUGUUCCCCCCCCCAAAAAAACAUAUGAGCUCUUACCAAAUGCCCUUGUAAAAAAAACUCACAGCAAGCUGAAUUGACCUAAGUGGUGAUGGGGAGAGGACUCAGUCAGGAAUCUAUGGUCUAUUCACUGUUCUGAAAGAUAAUAUGGCGAGCAAGUGACCUAAUAGGAAGGGAAAUGGGUUUAGCUUAAAUAUUCCAACAGCACUCUGUCAUUUCCACCCUCUCUGCCUUUUCUCUCUGUCUGGCUAUAGAAGGCCAAAGGUCCAUCAGCACUGCCUCUGCUUUUGCUCAGGACUGCUCAUCUUUGCUGGGAGCCCAAUAUCGUAGUGCCGAAAAUAAACAAAAUGGAGGCUGCACCCUUUCCCCACACCGUCCUCUCUCUGCCCAAUCCCUUCAGACUCAAAUUGAUACACCCGGCCCCAGACAAGGCCUUCCGCAAGCCAGUCUUAAACCAACUGGGUGAAGAACCCCAACCUUCUCCUUCAUGAGUGGCUUUCCAGCUCCUGUGGCCACCGGAAAGGCUCCCUUGGCCUAAAGACAAGACUGACCCACCCAGGUAGCCCAAAUGGCCAGCCAAUCAGAUUCCGAAGACUUCCUGCCUUGUAGCCCUAACUUCUAUAAACAUCUUGACUUUCUCGUAGUUUGGGACCCCUUUUUCUUCUAAUGCAGACACUCAACAGUCCUUGCAAUAAACACAGUUCUUCUCCCUA